AUGCCGGUUCCUCCUCCACCGCCGCCACCACCUCCCCCUCCAGGAGGGAUGGGAGGGCCUCCUCCGCCUCCUCCAAUGCCCGGAGGGUCAAGCCUUCCUGCCGCGCCGCCGAAAGCCGUCGCAAAAGAUAGAGGUGCCCUACUAAGCGAUAUUUCGAAGGGCAGAAAGCUGAAAGCGACGGUCACGAACGACCGAUCCGCGCCUAUAGUCGACAAGAAAGCGGGUGGAGGCGGCCCACCCGUUGGCGGUGCGCCCCCAGUACCUGGCAUGAAAGCCCCCACGAGUCUUGCACCUCCUGUGCCAGGUGGCGGAAACCGAGCAAGGAGUAACAGCGACCAAGGUACAGGAGGUGGCGACGGCGGCGCUAUGAUUGGCGGUGCGCCGCAACUUGGAGGGUUGUUCGCCGGAGGCAUGCCCAAAUUGAAGCGAACAAGCGGUGGUAUCGACACCGGUGCAGACGCACAUUCCGAUUCUGAGGCAUCGAGGCCUUCUGCCCCACGAUUACCUACGAAUAGAGCACCGCCUGUACCAGGCGGACCCCCACCACUUCCAGGAAGCCAGGCUCCGCCCAGACCAUCUGCUGCUCCUCCAAUACCGGGGGCUAAUGCGUCUAGCCCAAGUCCUCUCACCAGCUUCAAGAAACCUCCUCCUAGACCUAGCUCAAAACCAUCAUCUAUCGCAAAUCUUGCAGCGGGAAAAACACCUCCACCUCCGCCAGCAUCGAGGAAAGUCAGCGGAUUACCGUUUGCCCCAGCGCCGCCGCUGCCGCCAACUUCAACAAGUCCCGCACCGCCGGCUCCUCCGCCGCCUCUGCCAACUUCAGCGAGUCCAGCACCUCCAUCAGCGCCCCCUCCUCCACCAAGCUCUGCUAGUCCAGUACCCCCAGCACCUCCACCGCCACCUCCCCCUCCAAGCGCAGCACCAGUGCCCGCGGCAGCACCACCACCGCCUCCUCCGCCACCAGCAUCAGCUCCUUCGGCAGCUCCUCCACCGCCACCGCCACCGCCGACAAGUCUGCCGGUUCGAGAGCCUUCCGCACGUUCUACUCCUCCACCGCCACCACCGGCCGCUCCCCCCGCGCCAGGGGCGUCUAUGGCUAUGAGAGCGGCCGCGAGCGCCAUGGGUCGACCAUCAUCAGCUUCCCUGAGUGCAGGCUCCCACUUGGAUGCCCCUCCUUCGCCACAAUCACCAUCAGCAUCAUCCUUUGCCUUGAACAGAGGUUCGGUAAAUGCCAGCUCCUACACACUAACAAAUGGCAAUUCGUCAGGCCUUUCACGACCCGGCUCGGGUAUCCAGCCAGUUCAAGACACUAGAUGGAAGUUUCAAGCAGAUAACCAACUUCCACCGCCUCGACAGUACACAGGUGUGCCGAAAAGGUACCGUGCAGGGAGAGGAACUAGCGUUCCCUUGGACGUGUCCAAUCUGGGAUAA
Molecule: messenger RNA, 1431 nt
Organism: Cyphellophora europaea CBS 101466
Lineage: Eukaryota; Fungi; Ascomycota; Eurotiomycetes; Chaetothyriales; Cyphellophoraceae
Exons: 2
Coding region: 1-1431 (476 amino acids)
Molecular function (GO): actin binding
Source: RefSeq, a predicted model, not a curated record